AUGAAUCUGGACAAAUUGGAAGUCGCUUUACAACGGGAUCCCAGCCAGGUCACGGUGGACGAACUCAAUGAGUGGUACGAGCAGUUUUUGGCGGUAAGUAGAAGCUUUUUUGCGAUGUCCAUUGGCCUUUAAUUGGCUCGAAAUGGAGCAGAGUGGACCAAAAAGUAUUUGAAAUCAAUUAUCAAGGGAUUAAAUUGAGUUUGCCCUCCUUUUUUCUCAUUUUUUUGCUAAUUUACCUAGUGUAAUGUCCGAAAAGUCAAAAAAAUAAUAUUAAUGGGUCUCUGAAGGUGUAAGGUAAUUUUAUUUGGCGGAAAAUUGUUUGUUGGUCAUUUUUACGUCUAAAAAGGCAAGAUUAAAUAUUACUUUUCUAUUAGAAAAAAAUUUUUUUGAGAUAAUUCAAUUUUUUGACCAAAAUUUUUCUAAAGUAGGGUAAAUGUGGCUAUAUUGACUGUUGUAGAUUGAUAUUAUUGAUCUUUUUCGACUUGAGCGAUUCAAAAAUGGAGAUAAAAAUAAGUUUUUUACACGGUUUUGGAAGUUUUUUAUUUUUGCACGGUGCAAUCUUUUUCAGAAACUUGCACUGUGCAAAAAGACGGAAAAAAUUGCACUGUGCAAAACUUAAAAUACGAUUUUUUAACAUUUGCCAUGACUGACAAAUAUAUUUUGAUAGAAAAAGUCAAAAUUUUGUGUUGGAUUUUUCGCACAGUGCAUAUUUCAAAAACCCGGGGAGAUCUGCACUGUGCAAAAAAUUAAAAUUUUUUUUCGAAUUUUUCAAUGUAUUUUUGAUCAUCAAAUUAUUUUGUUAUAAUUUUGGUCGUAUUUCAGCACGAGAUCACCGGCGACGAGCCCUCGGAGGACCUGAAUUUGAUCUAUCGCGGCCUCAAAUGGGUCAUGCAAUACGAGCACACGAAUGCCGAGGAACUCCGCGAAUUGGCCGAACAACAGGCCAUUGAGAACGCCGAGAAGGAGGAGAAUUGGGAGUUGGAACGCGAGAAUUUGAUGGUAAUAUUAUUACAAAAUCAAAAAAAAAAAAAAAAAAAAAAUUUUGGAUUACUGUAACAAAAAUUUUUUUUAGGAGCAAAUUUCCGAACUCCGAGAGAAUAUCACAAGUAAAGCUGGAGUCGACAUGACCAGUGAGGCUUUCCGAGCCGAGAUUGAUAGCCUGAGGGCGGAGAAUAGUCAUCUGAAGCAGAUUAAUCGAGAAAGAGACAUCGAAUUGGCCGAUCAAAGGGAGAAAAUGGAGGAAUAUUUGGGGAGAAUCGGAGUGCUGGAGAAUGAACGAAGGAACUUGACCAAUGCGGUAGGAAGUUUUCAGAAAAUUGACCUUCAAAAAUAACUUUCUGAUCUACAAUGGAUAUGAACAUGUUUCAUCGUAUAACAUGUCCCUUUUCGGUUUAGACUGGAAUUUGUGGGUUGAAUUUGUAGUAUACUUUGUUAAAAGCACUAGAAUAUACAGAAUUGUGUGUAAAACUCAAAUUUGGCAGUGCAUGCCCUUGGGAAAAAUUAAACAUGUUUUGUCGUAUAACUUGUCGCUUUUUUGAGUUAACACUGAAAAUGAGAUUUAGAGUAGUAUUUUAUAUUCUGUAACGCUUGAAAAUAAAAAAUUGCUUCAUAGACCUUCAGGCACAGCCAGACAUGUUUCAUCGUAUAAAAUGUCGCUUUUCUGUUCUAACGCUAGAAAUUAGGGUUGAUUUUGACAGAUAAUGAUUCUCCAUCUCUUUAGUAUCUAGAACACACGGUAUAGUCAUAAAUUUCCACUAAAUUUACAUCUAAAUUUCAUAAAAGAUAUCAAUUCCAAGUAUAAUAUAACCUUUCCUCAAUUUCAGCAAAUCCAACUUGAAGAUGCGAAUAAAGAGUUGACCCGCCGGAUCUCCCGCAUGACCGAGGACAUUCCCAUCGGUGAUAGAUCGGAAUCCAGGAUGCUUCGACAGCGACACGAGCAAGCAAUCGAGUUGAGUAAUCAGCUUCGGAGUGUGAUUGCACAGAAUGAGGAGCUCGAAAAAAGGGCGGAGAGCCUCAGUCAGAACCUGGAAGAAGCUACAGUCUUGAUCAAAGAGGCGAAUUCGAAGAACGAAACGUUAAGAGAGCAGUUGGACAAGGCCAACAACACGUUGGAUAAAGUGGCCGAGGAAAAUGUGAAUAUGAAGAGAAUUGUAAGUCAAACAAAGGCUAAAUAGUUCUUCAAAGCAUGUAUAGUAAAAUUAGAUCAAUAGUCAAUUUUUGGCAACUUAAUUUUCUCGUUUUUUAGCUCGAUGGAAAGGACGAACAGCUGUUUGCAAGCAAAAAAUCGACCGAAAUGACGGAAAAACAAUGGGAGGAUCUGGUCAGACAAAAGGAUAUUCAAUUACAUCGACUCAGAGAGAACAUCAAGAAAUAUGAAGUGAGUAAUUCAAAAUUUUGGGUAAAGGGACAUUUUAUACGAGAAAAUUUAUUUUUCAUUUUUUUGUCGUAUAAAAUGUCACCACAUAGAAAAGUUGCAGUUCUACUGUGAAUCGAGAGCCUUAUUGUACGACAGAUAGCUUUAAAAUAUUUGAAUAACUUGUUUUCUAACGGGGCGACAUUUUAUACGAAGAAUUUCAAUUUUCAAAAUUUUUCGUAUAAAAUGUCGCCCUAGUCAAAAUUGUUGAUUUUGUUAAACCCUUAGGUCAUCACAAUGGAUUUUUUAAUCAAUUUUCUUUUUCAAGAAGACAUUUUUUACAGAAAAUUUUUUUCGUGUAAAACGUCACCUUAUUGAAAAAUGAUGACUAUACUUCAAUAUCAAUUUUCAGACCGAAAUCACUGAUCUCCGCACAAAAAUCCAGUCCGAUUACACGCUCGAACGGGAACAAGAGCUGGAGAAACUUCGGGUAGAGCUGGUCGAAGCGACCAAUCUGGCCCGUCAAUUGUUCGGCGAAAGGUCUCAAGAUCAAGAUGGAACAAAAGUGGAUGCCACCAGUCAAAUUAGAAACCGAAUGGUUCACAUAAACAAGGAGCUAACCGAGUGCAGAGAGCAGCUGAAAAAAGAGGAAUCUGAGAGGAAGUCGUUGGAGAAACAGUUGGAAAACAAGGACACAGCGUUGGCCAAGGCGCACGGGGAUCUGGCCAGACUUCGACAGGUUUGUUGGCUUGGUCUUGAAAUAAUAAUUUUUGGGGUUUUUAGCAGCUUUUUGGGUCCACCGACGAGUUUGUCCGCGAUUUGGAGAGACAGUUGGAGUUCCGCGAUCGCCAAAUCGCUCAGCUCACCGUCAAAUGCUCGCUGCUUCAGCUGGAACUGGAGAAGGAGGAAGAACAAGAUGCCCAGAGAUCAGAGAAGCCAUUAUCGCCAACUUCUCCACACGAUCAUAGCAGAUCUAAGCCUCCGAAACCGCCGAAGCAACGAAAAUCCCGGCCAAAAUCGGCUUCCAGAGAAGGGCCGAAAACAGCGGCCGAACGGCCCAAAAGUCCGGCUGAUUUGGAGAGGAGGACAGACAAAGAGCCUGAGGACAUUGGGCAUGAAGAUCUUCCAGAUUCACCUGCUAGUUCGUCGAGUUCGAGGAGUUUUGAUUGGGAUGAGGAGAAGAACCGACUGGUCAAAGAAUUGAAGGAAAAAAGGACAAAAGAGGCCCUAGAAUUUAUUGAGAGGAUAUCAGAGGAAGUCAAUACAACUGUGCCGUUCGAUGCGAUCGCUCCACUUUACAAUGAGCUGAGGAAAGCGCAUGAGGUUAGGAGUUAUAUUAUAGUAGACAGUAGAUGGUUCAGUAAGGGAGUGCUCGAAAGAGGACUCUUGGAUUUGCUUGAAAUUAAGAAUAUGAGGGCUAACUAGACUAUAUUUUAGCUACUAAAAAUUUCGGCUCGCUCUGUAAAAUAACAGCCGAGAUAUUUAGCGAUUUUUAGACCUCGAAUUUGCAAUUUUACGAUUUUUGAAAAUUGAUGACUAAAGCAAUAUAAAACGCGUUUAACCUGGCUUCAAAGCUAUUUUUAACACUUUUAGAAGCUCAAAGACAAAGACUCAAUCAACGACCAGCUUCAAGAGUCGAUAAAAUCAACAAGAAUGACCAUUUUAACACUGAAAACGGACUUAUCCAAGGCCAAAAAAGAGCUGGAAGACUUCAAAGAGCAAAUUCUCGGCUCCGAAUGGCAGAAUCCAAAUGACUCCGAGUUCAGAAAAGAGUUCGAAGCCUUGAGAGUGGCGAACAUCGAAUUACAAAAUCUGGCCGACUCGGUGCGAAUAAAUGGCUCCGAUUUGGAGCGGAGGUUCGAGGAGAGCGCGAGACGGCUAAUUCAUCUGGGAAUCGAGAAUAGUCGACUCGAACGACAACUGAAAAAUGAGAAAAAAUUGAGAGAAGUGAUCAGCACACAAUAUCAAUCAGCUCAGCUGAGAUUGACAGGGAUGAGUUCGGAGAAUUCGAAAAAUUUGAGGAGCUUGGUCAAGGAGAAUGUAAGUCAAAAUUCCGAGAAAAAAACGGUUGAAUUUUGAUGAAACCCGGUGGAAAUUUAGAUUAAGAUUUUUUUUUGAAGAUAUUCGAAAUUUUUUAACUUGCACUUUGCAGAAAACCCCGAAAUUUUUGGCUUCAAAAAAAUUUUUUGGAUUUUGCACGGUGCGAAAUUUUUGAAAAUUCGAAAGUGGCAAGAUUUUUAUCAAAAUGGGCAAAAAUUUAGAUUUCAUUUUUCUAACAAUGAUAAAAAAUUUUUUAACCCGCGCUUUGCAGAAACGAAAUUUUUAGUGAGAAAAUUUUUUUGCACGGUCCAAUUUUUCUUAAUUUUGAGCGUGUUGAAACCUCAGCUCAAAAAUGAUUUUUAGGAGCAAAAUGUCUUGGAGAUUGCGCGUUUACACAACAUUGUCUUUCAUUCUGUCCCUAUGAAGACUUAUGAUGGACUGUUGAAGAAGUAUAAAAACUUGCUUCACAAUUAUACAGUGACCAUGUUGGGGAAGUCUGAGGCGGAAGCAGAUGCUGGCUAUGAGAGCGAGGUAAGUUGAUCAUAUUUAUUGCCUUGUGGCAAUGGUAAUUUUUCCAAAAAAUAUGUCAUCAUGACACAUUUUUUCUAAAAAAUGUGUCAUGAUGACACAUUUUUUGAAAUUCGAAAUAUAACCUGGUUUUCUGAAAAAUAGGUCAUCAUGACUAUUUUGUCGGAAAAUUAUGUCAUAAUGACACAUUUUUUGGAAUUCGAGAAGUAACCUUGUUUCUAAAAAAUAGGUCAUGCUGACGAUUUUAAAAAAUAUAUGUUAUGAUCACACAUUUUCCCCUAAAAAAUCCGUCAUUAUGACACAUUUUUUGGAAUUCGAGAAGUAACCUUGUUUCUAAAAAAUAGGUCAUGGUGACUAUUUUUGAAAAAAUUCAUUAUCAUCACACAUUUUUCCCCUAAAAAAUCCGUCAUUAUGACACAUUUUAUCUUCAGAUUGAUGACCGAAACUUUGACAUCUCGCUAGCACCGGCCCUGACCGCCGACACAAGUCCAGAGGAACUGAUCUCCGAGAACAAAACCCUGCGGGAAACAACGGAAAUCCUGGAGAAGCAACUGCAAUAUUGGCAGCGAAAGAACGACGAGAAAAGAGAGGAAAUCGACCAUUUGCAGUCGUUUGUCGACGAACUGAAAAAAGAGACGGAUCUGAAGAGUUUGUUGGCCAAUAUGCAGGACCGAUUUCUGUUGGCGCUGCGGGAGAAAAACGAUGGGAUCGAGGAGCAAAUGGCCAAUGAAAGGGACCUCCGAAAACUGGCAAAAGAGUUGAAUUCGACCAAAAAGUUGUGGAAAUUGGAUCGACAGCGGCUUGUGGAAGUCGUACUGGCUCUUCAAUUUAACAUUGAAGUGAGUUUUGGAUUGAGUUUAGCGAAAAUUGAAGUGAUUCUGCACUGUGCGGAGUAAAAUUUUGUUAACCGCACUACGUGGGAAAAAAUAAAUGGUGAAGCAUUAAAAUUCGUAUUUUACAUAUACCUGUGAUGUAGUUCACAAUCACACAAAAAAAAUUUUUUUUGGCUCAGUGCUUCAGGGUAAAAAGUUCUUAUCAAUUUUUUCGACUGCACUGUGCGCAAAAGAAGGUCGAAAAUCCGCACUGUGCAAAGGGAAAUAAAAUUUUGCACAGUGCGAAAAACUCUAAAAUGGCAUCUAGAGCCCUAAUCAAAUUUUUAUUUUUCAAUUUUUACCGAAAAAUUACAGUAAUCCAAACUUUUAGAAGCUCCGAGCGAGAACGGCCAAAUCACUUACAGUAACUCAACUCCACGCUCUGGCCGAACUCUUCCGUGAAAUGAAAGACAAGCUGACUUAUCUAGACACCCGGAAUCAUGAGUUGGAAGUCAAGGAGAUCGAAACCGAGGCCUCGCGGACAAGUUAUGAAGCGAAAAGAGAAAGUAUUGAGGAAUUAUUGGAGUAUAACAUGGAUUUGGAGCGGGCGCAGGUCCGAAUGGCCAAUGUUUUGACUCAAUUCAAUCUUCUGAAGGCCGAACAAAGCCGAGGAGAGGCUAAAGUAGGAUGGGCUGGGCUAAAAUACGAAAUUUUUUGUAGAUAAAACAGCUGGAAGAGGUUGUCAGACAAAAAGAUGAGGAAUUGAGUGAUCUAAAAGCGGAAUUGAACGAGGUGGAGAUGAUGAAAAUCGAUCUGAGACCUCUACAAGAGCUGCCAAAACAUUUGGAGACCAAAAGCCCUGAGGUAAAAUAAUUUUUGAAAACUUUUAAAAUCGUAUUUUACAUCAAAAAUUUGAAUUUUUCUCUCAAAUAAUGAAAUAUAGCUGGGUAAAAUUCACGUUUUCAGUCGACAAAUCGCUCAGAAAAGCCCUCAAAUCCGGUGGAUGAUCUGAGUUCGAGAAGUUCGAGCAGUUCAACCACAAGUUCAAGUGAGAAUGCGGGGAAAGUGCUGAGAAAUCUGCCGAAACCCGUGAUUGUCGACAACUCAAAACAAUAUGAAGUGGAGAUUGAGAGGUUAAAAGAGGCGGCAAGAGUCUCAAUUGAGAGUUUACAGGUGAGUCGAUGGAAAUAUCCGCAGUUUUUAUGGUGGUGUAGGUCAAUAGUUGUGGUGAUCAAGGUGUGAAAUUCGGAUUUUCAGAUUUUCUUAAGAUUUGGUAUCUACGCUUUUUCUAGGCCGUAUUUUAUUUUCUGAAAGCUUUUAAGUUCACAGCGGCGGUCGAGAUUUUGAACGCUCUUUAUUUGAUGAGAGACUAUGGAAAAUGCGGAGAGACGGUCAGAGAAAAUUUUUUUUAGCUCUAUUUUUCAGUCUUUCGCUUGAAAAGAAUUAAUUUUUUAUGUGGAAAAAUUACACCUACCUGUCAUAAGUUUUUCAGACCAAAAAGCAGGAAAAAUCAUCCAUUUUUUGCUCAGUUUUGAUCUAAAAAUGUCGAUAAUUUAUGCAAAGUUCGAUAAAAAAAAUUUUGAACUGGGUUUGAGGAAUUCUAUUUGUAUUUUUUGUAAAAUUUCAUCAAAAUGAUAGUCAUUUUAAACCAUUUUUUUUGGAAAAAUUUCUUUUUUUACCAAAAUUACGUGAUAUUUGGUCAUUGCUUCGUAUUUUACCACUUCCAUUCCAGACCCAACUCUCCCAAAAAGACAAAACUAUCGAGGAGUACAAAGAGCUCCUCGAGAAACUGUCCAUCGAAGCCAAUCAACAUCACGAAUCACCUCAAGCCGUCUUCGAAGAAGAACAUCAACAGUUCUUGACUCGACUUUCAAGUUACGACUCUAAUGAAGAUGCAAAUCGAGAGCUGAUUGCACUAAAAUGGGAGAAGCGAGAGCUCGAGGAAAUCAACAGAAAUCUGGCGGAGAGAUUGAGAGAGUCGCAGGAAGCAAUGGGAAAACGGAGAGAGUCCAGAGAAAGAUUGGAGAGCGGGAAAGAAAGCCAGGAAGUCGGAGUUCAAGCCAACGUGAAGAGGAGGUCCAGGUGAGAAAUUGAAAAAUAUUAUGUUGGGGAUGAGAAUGACUCAUAAAUUGGAUGUAAAAUACGAGCAGUCCUUUCUUGGUUACUGUAAAAAGUUAUCAUUUGUUUUGAUAAUAAUUUUUACUGUAAAAGAAUUUAAUAACGCCAGUAAAAAAUUAGAGAACAAGGAUGAUUUCCGACUUGUGACAUAGUAAUACAAGUGACAAGUAAAAACACCAAAAUUAUGUAAAUUUUUUUUGCUGCGAUAAAGCAACCUUUAGUGUAGAAAAGGAAUAGUAAAACACGCAAAUUCCGGAGUUAGUUCUUCGAACUUGACCUCGAAAAAUCAAAAAAGAAUUGAGGAAAAGGUAAUGGUAAAAUACGUGAGCUUUAGCUCGAAAACCCCAAAAGAAAUUGGAAAAAGUUAUGUCAUCAAAUUUUGCAACAGAUUUGACAAGGAAAGUACUUUUAUGGGGGCUCCUACUUUUUGACGGGACAUACCUCAAAACAUCAGAAAAAAUGCGCUGAUCAAGUAUAUAUAAAUCUUAGCUGCCCAUUUUAGGUUUUUAGGGGUGAAAAUGCCCAAAAACUGGCUUAAAUUCCCUACAAAAGGCGCAGGCAUUCGAAACGAUAAAAAGCGCAGUCGGUCUCUUCCUUCGGAAGAGAGCGGUGUGGCCGAGUGGUUAGUGCCGUAGUCUGGGAAUCAAGAGGGAGGACGCUGCACGGGUUCGAUUUCCCUUUUGGGCCGAAGUAACUUUUUUUAAAGUUGAAGGUCUGAAAAAUAAAUUUUUGUGCCAAACCUGAUUUAUUACGUCUUAGAAACUCAAUAAACAUCAUUCUAAGCCAAAAUAAAAAUUGUAAAAAUGUGAAAAAUUGAGCGAAAAGGGGUUAAUAUAGGACUUUAAGUCAUCUUCCGACUGAGUUUUCACCCCUAAAAACCUAAAAUGGGCAGCUAAGAUUUAUAUAUCCUUGAUCAGCACAUUUUUUCUGAUUUUUUGAGAUAUGUCCCAUCAAAAAGUAGGAGCCCCCAUAAAAGUACUUUCCUUGUGAAAUUAAAUUUUCGCGGUCUUUUAAAAAAAAUAUAGUAAAAUACGACCAUCCUCAAUAACCAAUUCUGGGUUAGUUCCCCCCGAACUGUAACUCAAAAAAGAACACCUGCCCAAGACAGGAAUCGAACCUGUGUCGCCACGGCCACAACGUGGAGUACUAACCACUAUACUACUUGGGCCGGUGACCUUAUUUCUUCACUUUGACGACUACUUAGCUACUCUUCUUUUGAAUACAAUCUCAAGCGAAUAAGAAUUGCGAGAAAUUAAUGAGGUAUUCGUAUUCAGAAGAAGAGCAGCUGAGUAGUCAUCAAAGCGAAGAAAUAAAGUUGCCGGCCCAAGUAGUAUAGUGGUUAGUAUUCCACGUUGUGGCCGUGGCGACACAGGUUCGAUUCCUGUCUUGGGCAAGUGUUCUUUUUUGAGUUACAGUUCGGGGGGAACUAACCCAGAAUUGUUUAUUGAGGAUGGUCGUAUUUUACUAUACUUUUUUUAAAAGACCGCGAAAAUUUAUUUUCAAAUCUGUUGCAAAAUUUUAUGAGAUAACUUUUUCCAAUUUCUUUUGGGGUUUUCAGCCCGAAGUUGACGUAUUUUACCAUUACUUUUCGUCACUGUAUUCUUAAAUCGCAUACCUUACUUUGUCAAUCAAUGAUCUUUACUUUCAGGUCUUCCGUCCCAUCCAAAUCGGCGUCAGAAUCCGGCUCCGAACCUUCGACUUCGGACUCGGGAACAGUCGAUGAUUUCGACGCUCGGCCAAGACGCUCGCGCUCCCACAGCUCUCAUUCCAGCACUCCCUCCAAACACAGUGAAGAAUCAAAGGAUUCCAAAGCCACUGGAGGCACUUAUACGAAGCCAGUGGAGAACGAAUCCCAAAUUUUCCGACAUCGAAACGAACUACGACGCCUUCGAAUGAGACUCAUCAAUUUGGAAGCGACCAAUCGAGAGCUACGGAAUGAAUUGGAGUCCAUGAAAGAGAGAUAUCGAUUCCACGGCCAGCGAAAUCCCGAUCCGAAUGCGGAAGUCAACAUCUAUCGAAGAGAUAACGACAGGUUGAAGCGCGAAGUCGCCAAUCUUCAGAAGACCAAUGAAGAACAAAAGACCAAGAUUGUGGAGAUGGAGAAGAAGGAGAAACGGCAGAUGAGCUCUAUUGUAAGUUGGAGGGAUUUUUUGGGGAUUUCGAGAUUGGAGAGAUUUUAAAAUACGUGGUAUUCAGCAUCCAAUUUUCUUAUAAAUACAUAUUUAGACCGUAGUGGAGAAAACUACGGGCUUGUACCAAACGACAGGAAUUAUUGUUUCUCUAACGGUCCAGAAGUCAAAAUCUUUUACAUGCGAUUUCGGAAAAGAUUACGAAACACUAUUGAUAAAAUGAAAUUGAAAUAAAUCCACUAAAACGUAGACUUCCAUAAAAGCCAAGACAAUGACAAAAUACGAGGUUCGUGGUUAGUGCCCCAAAUUGUAACUCUGAAAUCAAAAAAUGUUACUUGAUUCACAGUUAUGCUAUUUUAAGAAUACAUUGACGAAAAGUUAUGGUAAAAUAGGUCAACUUCGGGCUGAAAACCCCAAAAGAAAUUGGAAAAAGGUAGCUCACGAAAAUUUUGCAAGAGAUUUGAAAUUUUAAUUUAAAAAUUUUCGCGGUCUUUUACAAAAGUAUAGUAAAAUACGAUCAUCUUCAAUAUUCAAUUCUUGGUUAGUUCCCCCGAACUGUAACUCAAAAAAGAACACCUGCCCAAGACAGGAAUCGAACCUGUGUCGCCACGGCCACAACGUGGAGUACUAACCACUAUACUACUUGGGCCGGUGACUUUAUUUCUUCACUUUGAUGACUACUCAGCUACUCUUCUUCUGGAUACGAAUACCUCAUUAAUUUCUCGCAAUUCUUAUUUGCUUGAGAUUAUAUUCAAAAGAGGAGUAGUUGAAUAGUCAUCAACGUGAAGAAACAAAGUCGCCGGCCCAAGUAGUAUAGUGGUUAGUACUCCACGUUGUGGCCGUGGCGACACAGGUUCGAUUCCUGUCUUGGGCAAGCGUCAACUUUUUUGAGGUUUAGAGCUUACUUUUAGGAGAAGUUUCACCGGAAUUUGAGUAUUUUAACGUCUAGUUUUUAUAACUUUACCGGGUGUUGUUUUUAUUUCGUAAACUUUUUUUUAUUCUCUUAAAACCGUCUUUAUUUUUUUUAUUUUUUUGCCGUCUUGACUGAUUUUUCUUUUCUUACGGGGUUUUUACCCCAUUCUCUUCGUAUUUUACCAUAAUUUGAACCCAUUUUGAGUCUCAACCCAAAAAAAUCCAUUCUAGGACACUGUGAAGCUUUGGGAAGACAAAAAACGCAUCGAAGUGGAACGGCAGACCCUCGAACAGCGCUGCGCCAAGCUCCAAACCAAAAUAAAGGAGUUACAAAAUGGCCAAGAAAGGCGCGACAAGUUGAUCGAGAAGAUCAAAAACUCAUCCGGAGCGAAUGUUGGAGCCAAUCAACGGCUCCAAAAAGAGUUGGAAGAGACUCGCCGAAGGCUGGCAGAGAUGGAAACUGCUGAAGAGCAGAUGAAAAAACAAAUUACAGUGCUCCAAAACACGGUGAAAGCGACUACAGAGAGAUUGGAAAGCGUGGCUAGGGUACGAUUUUUUGUUGUAAACUUGAUUUUUUUUCAAAAAAAAAAAUUUUUUUUUUUUGAUUUUGCAAAAAAAUCUUUCAGGAGCGCCAAUCGCUAGUCCAGAAGAUGCACCGACAAACCUCGACAGCCAAGCCUGAACAGACCUCGAUUUCCGUGCAAACCUCCACAAUUCCAACGCGAUCUCAGCCCUCUUCGCCCAUCAAAUCACCAAUGAAACCAAAUCUUCCCUCAAAAGCGAUCAAAAUCAUAGCGAACAGUCACAAAUCGACAAACACUGCAGAAUACUCGAACGAGGACGAACGAAAAUGGGUGGAGGAGGCGAGAGAGGUGAGGGAGAAACUUUUUUAAGUGUAAAAUACGAGGUCCAAUAGAUUUUUGUCGAAAAUUGGCCCAAAAAAUGGGGAAAAUAACAUUUCUGACCAAAAUAUGAUCUAAAAACACGUUUUUUGUAAAAUACGAUGACCAUUUUUUACUGGAAUUCUAUUUUUGCAUGUAUAAAAGAUCCUAUUACACAAUUCCCCUCAAAAAAUCCCAAAAAAAUUUGUUUUUUCCAGCUACGCCUCGAGAAUAUGAAAGUCACCGAAGAACUAGAGAUCCUGCGGAAAGAUUACACAGUAUUAGAGAUGGAAUUCACCACGUUCAAGAACCUAAAACGACGAUCCAUUCAUGACAAUGCGGCCAUCAAACUGUUGGAGGACAAGCUGAAAGGAAAGGAGAGGGAAAUCCAGCAUAUGGUAGGUGAUUUGGCUGUCUGAACAUCCUGUAUAAGGUGUUCGAAAACUCUGGAAGUAACGGACUAGCUAAGUUGUACAGCGGCGGACCUGAUGGCAAAAAACAUACCAUUUUUCAUCCGGGAAGUAUCAAAAAUGUGGCAAAAUACCUCCAUUUCCAAGUGAAAGACUCCGAUUUCAAAAACGCACCCCUCUUUUUGUGAGGGUCCCUUCGAAACGGAGUUUUUUCACUUGGAGAGGGAGGUAUUUUGCUGCAUUUUUGAUACUUCCCGGAUGCAAAAUGGUACGUUUUUUGCCAAUGGAUCCGGUCCUCCGCUGUAAUGUACUAGCUAAGCUGUACAGCGACGAACCUGACCCCGUGGCAAAAAACGUACCAUUUUGCAUCCGGGAAGGGACCAAAAAAGAAGCAAAAUACCUCCCUCUCCAAGUGAAAAAAACUCUUUUGGGCGUCGCGCUUCUGAAAUCGGAGUUUUUUCACUUGGAGAGGGGAGACAUUUUGCUACUUUUUUGAUACUUCCCGGAGGCAAAAUGGUAUGUUUUUUGCCACUGUAUUUUGCCCCCAAAAGCCACAGGAUGCUCUCAAUUUUGAUGAAAGCAACUUUUUUCCUACUAAAGUGGCAGAGAUAUGGCCAAGAGACCUUUUCUUCUCUGACCACUCUCUGCAUUUCCCGUUCUCCCUGUGCGGAAAAGAUUUUUGAAUAUUUCCGAUGCGGAGGCAAAUUGCGAGCUAAAAUUUUCAGGGGUUGAUUUAUGGCCUAUAUAGAGUAAAUCGGCAAAAUUUCAAAAAGAAAAAAAAAUCGAAAAUUUGAUAUUGUGGUAUCCUAUCAAAUUUACAAAAAUCUAAAAAAUCUUUCAAAUAUUACAGAUUUAACUACUUUUUCAUCAAAAAAUCUAUGCAAAUACCAGUAUUCAUUCAUUUAUUGUUAUUUUCAGCGUCAAAAGAUAUCAGAAUUGGAGGAUCAAGUUCAAUGGUUUCGGUUGCGUCAUUAG
Bursaphelenchus xylophilus (pine wood nematode) is the source of this 13158-nucleotide messenger RNA. The record is from the annotation of a GenBank genome assembly. NCBI's taxonomy places the organism in Eukaryota, Metazoa, Nematoda, Chromadorea, Rhabditida, Aphelenchoididae.